AUGCAUAUCGCAGGUACUUGUAGCUUACAACCACUAUUCACCACGUCAUGGUUACUGGUGGUGAUAUCCUUAAUAACGGGAUUCACACCAGGAGGAGGAGCAGUAGUUGUAGUGGCCCAAACUCCUCCUCGUCCUCAGCCUGUCAAAUUGCGAGGAUUGAAUUACAACACACGAAAAGGUCCCGAUUGGGCUCCCGAUGACGCAAGGUGCAAAUCACGAGCCGAGAUUGUCACGGACCUGCAGCUCUUGCAAAAGAUGACGAACCGGAUACGACUCUUGAGCAUCACGGAUUGCAAUCAAUCGGAAAUGGUUUUGGAUGUUGCCAAAGAAAUUGGGAUGCAAGUCUAUUUGGGACUCUGGGUGGAUGAAGAAAAGAAGAUUUGGUUGGAUGAAAUUUCUGCUUUUGAAGAUCUUUUGAUAAGGGGUGUAGUGGACCCAUCGGUUGUCAUCGGUGUCACUGUUGGCUCUGAGGUCCUGUUGCGAAAGGAUGCGACUUUGGCUGAAUUGAUGGACUAUCAAUCACAGGUUAGCCUCGCUUUGGCAACCUUUGGAGCUGGCAACCUAGCCGUGUCAAUUGUGGAGAUUUCUUAUUACUAUGGACUUUACUCGGACCUACGGGAUAGUUCGGACACUCUGUAUAUGAAUAUCUUUCCAUACUUCAUCUGGCAGGAUACGUACAAUAUCAAUGGUUCUGUCGAUCAGCUGAUUGGCGAUGCCACGCGAGUAAUACAAAAAGCUUCUGGGACAGAAUCAAAGCCAUUCAUAUUGGGAGAGACUGGGUGGCCAUCGGCUGGUGGUCGGCCUGGUUUGGCGUCCCCGGAACAUCAAGUUGAGUACUUUGUCGAUUUCUAUUGCAAAGUGCAUUUGGGAAAGCCAGACUGGGAUUACUACUAUUUCACUGGUAUUGACAACAAAUGGCGAGCGGCUCAAGGCUCUCUAAACAUGGAAGGUACUUUUGGGUUCUUCACUGCCGACAAUUUGGCCCUCAAGCCACAUUUUCAGAACUUGGAAUUCGAAUGUGAUGGUACAAAGUACAGCUUUGCGGCCACGGACUGGACGCCGUCAUUCCCUCAAGAGUCGUGCAAGAGUCAUUCCAUGUGUGCAGGAAUUGGUGGAGACUGUUGUCCCACAAGCGAUGGAAUAUUCUUGGGUUGUUGCGAAAAUGCUCCGACCGAUGCUCCAACUACAUCACCUCCGACGGGUUCUCCAACCGAUCGGCCUACUAAAGCACCAACUGCUAAGCCCACUAGGCUGCCGACUGUAUCGACAGAUAAUCCCACAAUAUUGCCGACGCCCAUUCCACCCACCCAGUCUUGUCUGGCUCACGAGGCAUGCGUUUCAGAGGGCCUACAGGGAAAUUGCUGUCCAACAAAUACCAUCAAUGGUAUCUGGCUAGGCUGCUGUGAUGAUCCCCCGACUGGUCUCCCAACGACACCUCCGCCAACACCACCUCCACCAACGAAAUCGCCAUCUCGAGCACCGACACCGUCUCCAACUGCGGCACCUACCACUCGUAUUCCCACCACCAACCCUCCCACAACGGCAGAACCCACUGUUUCGACAUUGAGACCAACCGCAUCGCCAACGAAAGCAACUAGUGCACCAACUGAAUCUCCAACGAAAGCAACUAGUGCACCAACUGUGGCACCUAUCACUCGUAUUCCCACUACAAACCCUCCAACAACGGCAGAACCCACUGUUGCAACAUUGAGACCAACCUUCCCACCAACGAAAGCACCAACGACUGAAUCAUUAUCGUUGCCGCCACAAAUGUGCCUGGCUCAUCAAACUUGCCGCCAAGAAGGAAGGUUCGGUCUCUGUUGUCCAACUCCAGAGGGAAUUAUGCUGGGCUGUUGUGAUGGGCAGAAUAAGGUUCCUAGCAUGAGUCCUACCACGACACGAACACAGAAGCCUACAACCUCCAAGCCUACCCUUUCUCCAGUCGGCGAAACCACCGAUCUCUUUUUCGAAUCGCCCACAAUCGCACCAACCAAAGAGCCGAUUGGCGAGCAGCAGGGUAACAUAUUUUCACCUCCUCCAACGAAAGCCCCGACAGUAGAGCAGUUGGAUCCGACCAAUCCUACAUCUCGACCUGUGGCCUCAGCCAAUGGAGUAGUAUCCAACGCUGUAAGAACACUGAGCAUGUCUCCGAUCGCAGGCAUGAGUCUGAUUUUGGCGACUACGGUGUCAGUCUUUUUCUCAUUUGGUUAG
This is a messenger RNA of Cylindrotheca closterium, 2211 nucleotides long. Lineage: Eukaryota; Bacillariophyta; Bacillariophyceae; Bacillariales; Bacillariaceae. The record is from the annotation of a GenBank genome assembly.